ACAGGAUAAUGGGCUGGAAGAUCUUUAUUUUUUAUUGAACGUAAAAUACGGGUAAUUUUAUGACUAGCAACAAACAAAACCUAAACAACAACGGUCCUUUUUAGUUACUGCUGGAAUCCUAAUGGUAACAACAAAUAAAACAACGCCCUCUAUAGCGCACAAAUCGUGUACUGCAUGAAUACUUCGUAUCGUACCCAACUGUUCUGCCCCAACAACAUACCACUCGACCCCAAGCUACAUAAGAACGUUAUCAAAUGCAAAGUGACGUCAUACGUAUGGGGACGUGUACAUCCAGGUAAUUUCCAUUCGCCGGUCGUUGAGCAUUACGUACUGUAUAAAAAGUUGACCUUCACAAAUCGUACGUGCACGGAUCACACACGAGAUCACAUAAACCGGCAAAAAUGGCUUCUCUAAGAAUAGGAAAAUCGGCAAUUACGGUUGUAAGAAGAAGUUUGUUCCGGCCAAAUGUGAGAACGAUGGCGGCAGGAGGUGGAAUUCCCGACCACAAAGAUCAUGUAACUGGUCUCGAGAAGAAAGAAUAUGAAUUAAUGAAAGCUGGUAACCCUGAUCCAUUUGAGUUGCAAGUUAAAAGAGUGCCAGCUGGAACUGCCGACAAGCCUGUAGCUGUUAAGUCCGUCUUUGAAAAGCGAAUCGUAGGAUGUAUUUGUGAAGAAGAACAAACCUUCAUCAACUGGAUGUGGUUACACGCCGGAGACGCUCAGAGGUGCGAUUGUGGCCACUGGUUUCAACUACAAAAGACAGAGGGUAUUUAGAAGUAGCUACAAUUAAUUAUCACACUCCUGUUCUGGGUAGUUUAUUUCAA
Molecule: messenger RNA, 823 nt
Organism: Asterias rubens (European starfish)
Lineage: Eukaryota; Metazoa; Echinodermata; Asteroidea; Forcipulatida; Asteriidae
Product: cytochrome c oxidase subunit 5B, mitochondrial-like
Exons: 4
Coding region: 402-773 (123 amino acids)
Biological process (GO): mitochondrial electron transport, cytochrome c to oxygen
Cellular component (GO): mitochondrial envelope
Source: RefSeq, a predicted model, not a curated record